GUGAUUAGAAGCCACCUGCAGUGGCAUGCACUGAAAUUCUGCAGGAGGCCGAAUUGUUUGCUCUCUCCUUGCCCUGCGGUCCGAGGCUGCGCUGGAGCAAAGGGGCCAGAUCCCGAGAUGAAAAUGGAGGAGCAGGAAUCGGCAAGCCCCGAGCUGGAGACGGGAUCGGGGAUAGCAGGAGAACCCCCUGGCAUCCUUCAAGCGGGGACCCUCAAGCGGAGUCCCAGCGAGGUGGCACCUCCGCAACACAUGAAAGAGGAGCCGGAAGUGGGCCUGUCGUCUCAGCGCUGGGAAGCCCAGUGGCAAGAGUUCCUCAAGGCCGUGCAAUGCCCUCAGCCUGGAUGGGGGAGCCCACUCCUUCCUCAUCCUGCGCCAGCAGGCCGCACAAUGGCUUCUCUGCUCCCUGGCAGCUUGGAAGGACGGCUUCAGAGCUUCAGGCAUUUCUCGUACCAGGAAGCUGCAGGCCCACGGGAGACAUACAGUCGGCUCCGGGAGCUUUGCUACCAGUGGCUGAAGCCGGAGAGGCACACCAAGGAGCAGAUCCUGGAGCUGGUGAUUCUGGAGCAGUUCCUGGCCGUCCUCCCUCAGGAAAUCCGGAGCAGGGUGACGGAACAAGGCCCAGAGACCUGUAUCCAGGCUGUGACCCUGGCAGAGAGCUUACUGCCGAGAAGGGAAGAAGAGCAACGGAGAGAGCAGGGGACAGAGAGGCUGCUCCAGGAAGUGGCUGCGAAUAUCCCAGUGGAAGAUGGUGCAGUUUUGGAAAUCACACAGAGGCCGCUGCACAGGGAGGUCAAGCAAGAGGUCAAGGAGGAUGUCAGCUCACUUGGAGCUGAUGAAUGGCCUGGUAAGGAUAAGAGGGAGCCACAUGGAGUGUUGAUGGAAGUUGCUGAUCAUCAGGCAGUGGAAGAAGACGUUGGGAACAUGGAUGGACCAGAGUGGGAGCAAGGGAACAAAGUGGAGGAAUGGCAGAACAAAUCCAUUGCUUACGAAGGCAGCCGCUUCCACGAAAUCACAGUGCAUCAGAGAAUCCACAGUAGGAAAAGGAGGAACAAGUGCAACGUGUGUGGGAAAGUGUUCAGGGACGAAGCUUACCUUAAUAAGCACCAGAGAACCCACACCGGCGAGAAACCCUACGAAUGCUCAGACUGUGGAAAGAGCUUCCGUUGGAGUUCAGACUUCCACAGGCACCAGAGAACCCACACGGGAGAAAAACCAUACAAAUGCUCCGACUGCGGGAAAAGUUUUCGCCGGAGCUCGAACCUCCAUAGGCACCGGAGAACCCACACGGGGGAGAAAUCGUACGAAUGUUCGGAGUGCGGGAAGAGUUUCCGAUGCAGCUCGAGCCUGAUUAGCCACAGGCGAACCCACACCGGGGAGAAACCCUACGAAUGUUCAGACUGUGGGAAAAGCUUCCGGCUGAGCUCAAACCUUAUCAGCCACAAGAGAACCCACACCGGAGAGAAACCCUACGAAUGCCCUGAUUGCGAGAAAUGUUUCCGUCGGAGCUCGCACCUUAAUACCCACAAGAGAAUCCACACGGGGCAGAAACCCUAUAAAUGCUCAGAUUGUUCCAAAACCUUUUCGGACCGAUCCAACCUUCUCAGCCACCUGAGAAUCCACACCGGGCAAAAGCCGUACACGUGCUCGGAUUGUACCAAGACAUUUUCCAAUAAAUCUAACCUUCUCAGCCAUCAGAGAAUCCACUCAGGAGAGAAGCCGUAUGAAUGCUUAGACUGUGGGAAAAGUUUCAGUGUGUGCCAGUACCUGACCAGGCACCAGAGGAGACAUACGACAGAGAAGCUGCACGAGUGUGUGGACUGUGGGAAGAGGUUUAGUCAGAGCCAGUAUCUUAUCCGCCAUCAAAAGCAUUCACACAGGAGGAAAAUGGGAGUUUGCACUGUAAUAGACAUACAGGUGAAGCACCUCCCGCAGACGAGGCACAUGUACGGCUUCUCCCCCGUGUGGAUCCUCUGGUGUUGCAUGAGGUCGGAGCUGGAGCGGAAGCUCUUCCCGCAGACGAGGCACUUGCACGGCUUCUCGCCCGUGUGGGUCCUCUCGUGCUGCGUCAGGAUCAUGCUCUGGCUGAAGCUCUUCCCGCAGUUCGAGCUGCGCUUGAAGCUCUUCUCGCAGAGGGAGCAGUUGAACGGCUUCUCCUCCGUGUGCGUCUUUUUGUGGUUGACGAAGUUCGAGCUGGUGCUGAACCGCUUCCCGCAAGCACUGGUACGGCUUCUCGCCCGUGUGGAUCCGCUCGUGCUUCACGAGGUCCGAGCUCUGGUGGAAGCUGCGCCCGCAGUCGGAGCACUUGUAGGGCUUCUCCCCCGAGUGGUUCCUCUUCUGGUGGCUGAUGAGGCUCGAGAUGCUGCAGAAGCUCUUCCCACAUUCGGUGCAGAUGUAGGACGUCCCUUCGAUGGAGCCGCCUUCGUCCAAGAUGGGGAGGAGGCUCGGCGGGCCUUCCGGGUGGUGGCUGAUCUCGCAGAUGCCUUCCAUGUCGUGAAACCCGGAAAGGCCAUCUGGCGCUUCCAGCAAGGACCCACACGCUUCCAUGAGCGACUCUAUGGUGCUUUUCUUCGCUGCAAAGUAGAGGCUGGAAGAAGAGAUUUUUCAGCUCCUGGGAGGGAAUCCGUGACCCCCUGCCAAGCCCCGGAGUUAAGAGAGGUGAUGGCGUCCGAAGGCAGGAAUGCAGCUGUCUGGGCUGUCCCCCGAGAUGCCCUGCUGGAGGACACAGUGAAAAUGGAGGCCCAGGAGGAGGCAUCGGAGUCUGAACCAGAGGAGGCUGCAGGAACAGGCCCCUUGGCCGUCCGCUCAGAGAGCCUCAAGGAAUUGUGGGAAGGGACCAUAACAGAGCACAUUAAUCAGGAACCCAAGGAAGGGCCUCAGGAGGAGUGCUGGGAAGCUCAGUGUCAGGGGCUCCUGAAGGCUGCGCAGUCUCCGCAGCCUGAACCAGGAAACCUGGAGCUGGCCAGCAAUGGCCCAAGGGACACUCAGGGGCGAUCAGACAUUGGGCUGCAGUCUGGGCGAGGGAGGGUGAUCUGCCAUCUGCCUGGCCCUGGAGGAGACAUCCCCCAGCCCACCCACAGCAUUUUGGCCUUGGAUCGUGGGGAAGUGAAGAAGGAGGCUCCCAGCCAGGAGGUGGAGCGCCUGUGCUUCAGGCAGUUCCUCUACCAGGAGGCCGAGGGGCCGCGAGAUCUCUGUGGGAUGCUGUGGAGGCUCUGCCAUCGGUGGCUGCAGCCGGAGAGGCGCACCAAGGAGCAGAUGCUGGAGCUGGUGAUUCUGGAGCAGUUCCUGGCUGUCCUGCCCCCGGAGAUGCAGAACUGGGUCAGGGAAGGCGAGCCAGAGACUUGCGGUCAGGCAGUCGGCCUGGCAGAGGAUUUCCUGGAGAGGCAGCAAGAGAACGAGCACAAAAUACAACAGGUCCUCUGGCCCUUCAAGGAGAAAGCGGAUGAUUCCCCUGAGGCCGACGGGGCUCUGUCAGACUCUGGCGAGUGGCCACUCAUCAGAGUGGUCAAGCAGGAGAAUACAGCUGCUGAUGCCCCUUGGCUGGAUGGUGAGGAGGAGAAGAUUGUGCCAGUCAAUUCUGAAGAAGCUGAACCACGUUGGAUGCUGCCGGAGAGAGCAGAAUGGACUGUAUCCCGAUAUGCUGACCGGGGAGAAGCAUCUGAAAACAAGCAGGAAACUCACCCCCAUAAUGAAGAAGGCAAGUCUGUUCUUUUCCAGCUCCCUGCCAUGCCAGUCCAGCAAAGGUUCCUCAAGGGUGAGACAUGCGCUGAGUGCGGAAAGUCCUUUCGCUGCAAGGCGGAGCUCACUGAACAUCAGAGAAUGCACUCCGGAGAGAAACCCUACAUCUGCUCCGACUGUGGGAAGAGCUUCUGCAGGAGGAAUGUCCUGGUUGCACAUCAGAGAAUCCACACCGGGGAGAAGCCCUUCAACUGCCCGGACUGCGGGAAAAACUUCAACCAGCGAUCGCAUCUUACGGCACAUGAGAGAACCCACACGCAAGAGAAGCCCUUUGCUUGCGUGGACUGCGGACAGAGCUUUAGCAGGCGUACUGGGCUUGUGGCUCACCAGAGGAUCCACACGGGAGAGAAGCCCUAUCACUGCCAAGACUGCGGGAAAAGUUUCAGGCAGAGAUUCGAUCUUAUUCGGCACCAGAGAAUCCACACGGGAGAGAAGCCGCACGAGUGCCCCGACUGCGCCAAAAGCUUCAGGAACAAAUCCGCUUUCCUCGUGCACAGAAGGAUCCACACCGAGGAGAAACCGUACCCGUGCUCUGGGUGCGGGAAGAACUUCCGGCAUCGCACGAACCUCCUCGCGCACGAAAGGAUCCACACGGGAGAGAAGCCCUACAAGUGCGGGGAGUGCGGGAAGAGUUUUGGUGACGGGUCGUCCCUCAUGAAACACAAGCGAGCCCACACGGGCGAGAAGCCGUACAAGUGUGCCGAGUGCGGGAAAUGUUUCUCUCAGAACGCCGGCCUGGUUCAGCACGAGAAGAUCCACACGGGAGAGAAACCCUUCCGGUGCCCAGACUGUCCCAAAAGCUUCCGGGACAAGUCGGCCUUUGUCGUCCACCACAGGACGCACACGAGGGAGAAGCCGUUCCAGUGCUCGGUCUGCGAGAAGAGCUUCAGCCAUCGCUCCAACCUUCUCAAGCACGAAAGAACCCACACUGGGGUGAAGCCCUACAAGUGCCUGGAGUGCGGAAAGGGCUUCACUCAGAAGCCAAAUCUCCUCGUACACGCGAGAAGCCAUUUGAAAGAGGAAGGGGCCAGCCUUGGCCCCGGAACCAAAAUGGCGGCAGAUCAUGGCGAUGCGUCCGAUUUUGGCGCAGAGACUAUCGGAAAGUUGGGUGUGAAGACUGAGAAGCAGGACCUGGUGGAUACCGAGCCAGGGAACGGCACGGGGAAAGAGCCUCGUGGCGCCCAGCCUGAGAGUGCCAAGGGAUUCUGGGAAGGUGCCGCACUGGACCGUGUCAAAUGGGAGCCUGAGGGGGCAGCGCAAGGAUGCUGGGAGACCCAGUGGCAGCGGUUUCUGAGGGCGGUACAGUCCCCGCACUCGGAACAAGGAAAGCCCCCCCAGCCGGAACCUGCACCGAGGGAUGUUUCUCAGGCCGAUCUGCCUCCUUCUGAGGGAGCGUCGGAGACAGGCCUGCAGCUGAGGAGACAGGAGGGGGCUCAACUCCUGCCCAGCGGUGAAGCCCAUAAGAACUCGGGAGCCGAAGGUGAGGUCCUCGUUCCCGGGAAGGUAAAGGAAGAGGACCUGGAUGCGGAGAGUGUCCGCCAGCACUUCCGGCAGUUUUGCUACCGGGCGGCCGAGGGGCCUCGCAAGGUUUGCAUCCGCCUCUGGGACCUUUGCCGACAGUGGCUGCAGCCGGAGAGGCGCACCAAGGAGCAGAUCCUGGAGCUGCUGGUGUUGGAGCAAUUUCUGACUGUCCUGCCUCCGGAAGUCCAGGCCUGGGUCAAGGAGGGAAGCCCAGAGUCCUGCGCACAAGCAGUGGCCCUGGCUGAGGACUUCCUGCUGCAGCAAUCCCGAGAGGAGGAGAGAUGGGAAGAGGAGGUGCCGGGGGUGUCUAAGGAGGUAGCUGCCGGGUCUUCAGAGGCAGAGCAGGCUCCGUUGGAAACCUGGCAUGAUGUGCUCUGCAGAGAGGUCAAGCAGGAGGGGGACAGAGAUGCCACCUGUGCAGGUGGCAAGAGGUGCUGGGAGGAAGAGACGGACCAUCCAGAAAUGGCCGGGGAUCUCCAUCCGUACUGGGUCCUACCGGGGAACGUUGAGCCAAACAUUUCCCAGCAUCCGGAUCAGGGCGAAGCUUCGGUGAGCCGGCAAGGGGGCCCCUCAAAUAAGGAAAGAGAGGCAGCACCCAUCGUUUGUUACCAGCACUUCUAUGAGCCGUGCGGCGACAGACAGGUACAAGAGAGGCUCGCCAAAGGCGGGAGAGAGAAGACUUGCCCCGAGUGCGGGAAGGCCUUUCGGUGGAGGGCCGAAUUGGUCGCCCACGAGAGGACUCACACCGGAGAGAAGCCGUACGAGUGCCUGGACUGCGGGCGAAGCUUUAGCUACAAAUCCCGCCUCAUCACCCACAAAAAGAUGCACACGGGGGAGAAGCCGUACAAGUGCCCCGACUGCGGGAAGAGCUUCAGCCGGCAGCCGCACCUCAUGUCGCACGAGAGAGUCCACACGGGAGAGAAGCCCUACAUGUGUGCCGAGUGCGGGAGGAGCUUCAGCGACAGGUCCAACCUGAACACGCACAAGAGGACCCACACCGGGGAGAAGCCGUACCGGUGCUCGCACUGCGGGAAAAGCUUCAGCCAGAGCUCCACGUGCAUGAAGCACGAGAGGAUCCACACGGGGGAGAAGCCCUACAAGUGUGGGGAGUGUGGGAAGAGCUUCUGCCAGCGAUCGCAGCUCACCAACCACGAGAGGACCCACACGGGAGAGAAGCCCUACAGAUGCUCCGUCUGCGGAAAGGAGUUCAGCAGGAGGACGGACCUGGUCACUCACCAGAGGAUCCACACGGGGGAGAAGCCCUACAAGUGCCUGGAGUGCGGGAAGAGCUUCGGCGCCGGGUCAAGUCUCAGCGAGCAUAAGAGGACCCACACGAGGCAGAAAGCGCACCGGUGCUCGCACUGCGAGAAGAGUUUUGCUCAUGCUGCCGACUGUGCGAGGCACGAAAGAAGCCACGCGACACAGGUAUUGCAAACCGUUGGGUUGGUCCCAGGGCUGUCUGUGGGCACUCUGUGUUUAAAUAAAUAAACACCGCCGCUGUUUCCACCUUAAGCUGA
Messenger RNA from Lacerta agilis (Sand lizard), 6773 nucleotides. RefSeq lists its product as uncharacterized. Gene Ontology annotation, biological process: regulation of transcription by RNA polymerase II. Gene Ontology annotation, molecular function: RNA polymerase II cis-regulatory region sequence-specific DNA binding; DNA-binding transcription factor activity, RNA polymerase II-specific. The record is from RefSeq and is a predicted model, not a curated record. The transcript has 14 exons. Lineage: Eukaryota; Metazoa; Chordata; Lepidosauria; Squamata; Lacertidae. Bases 118 to 6744 code for a protein of 2208 amino acids.